AGUGCGUUUCGUAUCAGCGGCAUGGGAUUUGAUAAAAAAUGUGAAAAGGGAAGAAGGAAAUAAUUAAAAAAACGUUUUUAUACAAUUUAAAUUUAAUUUAAUUGUUAUAAAAACAAAAAGUUGAUUUUAAAUUUUCAAAAGUUUCUGUAAAAUGCAUUCGACUAAAGGUGCAAUGGGUCCAGAGGCGUAUACGAAUUUUGCCAACAAUUCGCUACGUGAUGGAGGGCUACCAUUAUUGGGUUGGAAUCAUCCGUCCGAAUAUCAACAUUUGGUACAUCAACAUUGGCGAAAUUUCCCCGCGCCGCAGAUACACUUUACAGCUUUUUUCUUUAUAGGUUAUAUUAUAUUAAUGUUUAUAUCUUUAUUUGGAAAUGGCCUAGUCAUUUGGAUUUUCGGAACCUCAAAAAACUUAAGAACGCCGUCGAAUUUAUUAAUCUUUAAUCUGGCAAUAUUCGAUUUGGUCAUGUGUUGCAAUAUGCCACAUUAUCUGAUUAACACCAUUGCUGGUUACUUUAUAGGCGGUGAAUUGUCUUGCGAUGUUUAUGCCGUUUUAGGUGGCAUCUCAGGAAUGGGUGCGGCCAUCUCCAACGCGUUUAUUGCAUUUGAUCGUUAUCGCACCAUAUCGAAUCCCAUAGAUGGUCGACUGAAUUUUGCACAAGUUGGCUUCUUAAUAGCGUUUUGUUGGGUUUGGACGAUACCAUUUUCAGUGCUGCCUUUCUUCAAAAUAUGGGGUCGCUAUACUGCGGAGGGUUACCUAACCACCUGCAGUUUCGAUUAUUUGACCGACAAUGACGAAACACGUCUCUUUGUGCGCUCCAUGUUUGCUUGGGCCUACUGCUUCCCAAUGAUAAUGAUAUGCACUUAUUAUACAAAGUUAUUCUUGCAUGUGCGGGAUCACGAGCGCAUGUUGGCCGAGCAAGCGAAGAAAAUGAAUGUGAAGUCCUUAUCCGCGAAUGCCAAUACAGAGUCUAUGAGUGUCGAAAUGCGCAUCGCCAAAGCCGCUAUAAUGAUUUGGAUGCUCUAUGUUGUUGCCUGGACACCGUAUGCAACUGUUUCAUUACUGGGCACUUCUGAUAAUCGACAAGCGAUUACUCCUUUUGUAUCAAUGUUGCCGGCAACAGCAGCUAAGGCGGUUUCUUGCUUCGAUCCGUGGGUUUAUGCAGCAAGCCACCCUAAGUACCGUCUAGAACUAGAACGUCGUUUACCUUGGUUGGGUAUACGUGAACGUAACAUCCAAGGUGGGGGCAGUGCAGCCACUUGCAAUGACAGUGAAGCCGGUACGGUUAUGGUGGAAAGUUGAAUGCUCUUCUGUUUUUUUAUUAGAAGAAAAUUUGUUUUAAAAAUAUUAAUAAUAUUAAAUAAAGCUU
Messenger RNA from Teleopsis dalmanni, 1367 nucleotides. RefSeq names its product opsin Rh5 (gene Rh5). The coding region runs from base 152 to 1300 and encodes 382 amino acids. The transcript has 5 exons. Gene Ontology annotation, molecular function: G protein-coupled receptor activity. Gene Ontology annotation, biological process: visual perception; G protein-coupled receptor signaling pathway. Lineage: Eukaryota; Metazoa; Arthropoda; Insecta; Diptera; Diopsidae. The record is from RefSeq and is a predicted model, not a curated record. Gene Ontology annotation, cellular component: membrane.